AUGGCGCUGGCUGAAAUAUGUGCUGGACUGGAUGAUUCACUUAUAGUCGGUGUUAUCAUAGGUUGUCAAAACCUUUCUCAGAGAGGUGUAUGGAAUUUUACCUUUCGUGAUUCUGAAGCAGACUUCGCUAAUGUUGCUGUCUGGGGGUCACCUACGUACAUUGGAAACUGUGCUGAACAAUUUCACAUUGGAGAUGUUGUAUCAGUGACAAAGGCCCGGAUAGCUGUACGGGUUACUGGGGGGUCUGAAGACAACUUUAGGCCUGCUGUCUCAAGUCCAUUCCAGCUGACGUUAUCUGAGGGCUCAUCAGAGAUACAACAUCACUAUCUUCCAGAUGCCCAACAUUUUCAAAGUCUAAUACAUGUUCCAACAAAGCAGUCUUCAGAUAUUACUCCACUGAGGGAUAUUAGCUCCAGCGGGGACUUGAUGCAAGGAAAUUAUGUUAAUAUUUUGGUGGCAGUUCAAAAUGUUCAAAGAGUGAGACAGUUGAAACUUCAAGAUGGUCGUCAGAUUGAGUGCCGUGAAAUUGUGGUGUUUGAUCGAACAAGCCAUGGCUUAUCAGUUCAGCUUCCAUUCCAGCUGACAUUAACUGAGGGCUCAUCAGAGAUACAACAUCACUAUCUUCCAGAUGCCCAACAUUUUCAAAGUCUAAUUCAUGUGCCAACAAAGCAGUCUUCAGAUAUUACUCCUCUGAGGGAUAUUAAGUCUAGUGGGGACUUGAUGCAAGGAAAUUAUGUUAAUAUUUUGGUAGCAGUUCAAAAUGUUCAAAGAGUGAGACAGUUGAAACUUCAAGAUGGUAGUCAGAUUGAGUGCCGUGAAAUUGUGGUGUUUGAUCGAACAAGCAAUGGUUUGUCAGUUCAGCUGUGGGAUAAGGAAAUUAUUUACCAAGCAUCUCAGUGGAAACCUAGAGAAACAAUUCUGUUUAUAGCAGAUAUCAUCUUGAAAUGGAGUGGGUACCGCAAUGCCUCCUCACCUACGGUUAACUCAAAGACAAUAAUUACAGUUGAUCCUCAAACAGAAGAUGCAGAAUGCCUCCGAGCAUAUGCAAGAGCUGCACCUCUCCAGCCUUCAGCCAUAAUAGAUUAUUUAACAAGCAACAUAACAGAUGCUUCCAGCAUCCGAAAUGUUCUGUCUGUAAGAACAGUCCUGUCACGUGGUUGGGCUGAUGUGAAAAACAGUGUAUCUGAAGAUGAACAGCAAUUUACUGCACUAGUUUAUGCUGUUGUAACACAUCUUGAUCUUCAUCAUGACAAUGUAGUACAAUUAAAAUGUGCCUCUUGCAACAAAGUUACUUCAGUUGAAAACUCAUGUUCUAACCUUGACUGCCCAGUUGAGCAGGGAUCAGAAACAUUUGUUCCCCGAAGAAUGUUUAACAUACGAAUUGAUCUAUCAGAUCACACAGGAACUUUAAAAGGUUGUCGUCUCACUGCUGAAACUGCAGAAACUGUUCUAGGGUGCACAGUAUUAGAGUUUGGAUCCAUGACAGAUCAACAAAAAGAUAUACUCAAGUGGAAUUUUCUGAUGGAGCGUUGUGCUGCACGAAUACUGGUGCUGAAAGCUUCUCAUGAGCGGCGCCAACCUUACAUAUCCCUCAUCUCGUGCUCUAUUGCAGACAUUUCUGAAGUUGCUGCUAAAAUUCCUAUCUUGUGAUCAACCUCAUCAUAAAAACUCACGAGAUAAGCUUAAACAAAAUUGAAAAUUAAGAAGGUGCACUGAUUACUAGAUAGAUACACCAAGAUGAUUGUGCGAUCAUACCAUCCAUUGGCAUAGCCUGCAAAAUGUCUUGUCAAAUUACCUUAAAUUAGAUAUUUAAAAAGUACCAUAGAGGCAAUACUUAGGCCUAGGUACCAUAUUCAAAUGUAAAAAAAAUUAUUAAGUACAUUUUCACUUGAGAUACUUGACUUAAUAAAUCAAUUAUUACUUGCACAAAUUA
This is a messenger RNA of Frankliniella occidentalis (western flower thrips), 1933 nucleotides long. RefSeq names its product meiosis-specific with OB domain-containing protein-like. Bases 1 to 1650 code for a protein of 549 amino acids. Lineage: Eukaryota; Metazoa; Arthropoda; Insecta; Thysanoptera; Thripidae. Gene Ontology annotation, molecular function: single-stranded DNA binding; single-stranded DNA 3'-5' DNA exonuclease activity. The record is from RefSeq and is a predicted model, not a curated record. Gene Ontology annotation, biological process: resolution of meiotic recombination intermediates. The transcript has 11 exons.